AUGGAACCUAGUUCUAGUAAAAGAAAAAAAACAAGCGAUGCAUUCUCACCAACAGUUUUCGAAGAUUUAAAAACUAAUUUCGAGGUUAUCGAGCAGCGAGCUUCUUUAUUUCAUAAGCUGAAUGAUAUUCUAACUACGUCGUACGCUCAAAAUAAGUCAGUUAAUGAUAACGUACAUCAAGGCUACAAAGACGCCAUAGAGAUUAAUAAAGAUAAUAUUAACAAUACACUUUCUGACUUAACGAAGAAGUUGGAAUCAUUGGGCAUUCAGAAAGCAGAAAAUUUUGAAAGAAGACGACAUGAAUUUUUGGAGCAUAUUAAAAGCGUGACCCAAAAUGCUUCCACUCUUUAUGCAGUUUAUGAAAAGCUCUUCAAUGUCACGAGAAAAUCUAAGGAAGCGUUGGACAACAUCGAAACAACUUUACGUAAAGAUUUGGAGAAUUUGAAAUCUAAAUCCGAUGAGACAAGAGCUCGUGGUGACAGUAUACAACAAGAAAUCAGUAGAAUUGGAAAUGAUGAAGAAACUGAGAUGGAGCAAACAGGAAUUUUUCGUGAUAUCACUACGACAGAGUCGGAACAAAUCACCCACGAAAAUAACGCUGAAGCUGCUGCUCAUGAAGAGUUAGAAAAUUGCCGGAAGCAAUUGCAUGCUGCUAAGCAACAUCUUCAAGUAAUGAAUCAGGAUAAAUGUCAAAUUGAAUGUGAUGUUGCAUAUACGAACGAACUGCUUAGUAAAGUUAGCGAGCAGCUUUCUAACGAACGGUGUAUUCUCAGUUCCUUACAGGAAGAGUUACAAACGUUGAGCAAGAGCAGUGAUUUGAAGACUCAAAACAAGUGUACUGAAGAAAAUAUUAGUAAUAGAGAACAAGAAAUUGAUAAGCUCAAAGAACUUAUCACGGGUUUGAGAAAGGAGUUAGAGAUUACAGAAAACAUAGAUAUUAAUGCUCUAACAGAACAAUUGGAAUCAAAGUUUUCUGAAUUGUCCGAAGCAAUUGACGUUCUAAAAGCGAAGAUGAGUGAAAUGCAGACGUUCAAGGAAAAGAAAGAAGAAGAGGAGAAAUUGGUGCUUGAGGAACUUCGCAACGAAGAGAAACGAAUCACUCAAACAUUUUCUGAACUAGAUACUGCUAAUCAACAGAUCGAGAAAAAAAACCAAGAAAUGGUUCAGACUGUCCAUAAUCUUCGCCUCGAAAUUGAGAAACUGAAGGAGAGAAAAAUGAUGUUAGACAAAUCCAGCACACAUUUAGAGAAUUCGAAAAGCUCAAGUCAAAGAGUUUCCUCUACCAGCAAAAAUCCGAAAAUGUAUCGUACGCCCGUUACAUUAGAGCCAAGAGUGGAAAAAAAGAAGAAUUAUCAUAAUUCUUCGGGAGAAGAAGAUGUCUCUUCCUGUGUUCCUGAGAUUGAUGGAAUUCAAUCAUUCUCUCCAAAAACCAUAAAUAAGAAGAAGCAAAAAGAGUCAAAGGCGAAAAAAAGAGAGGGACGACGUACUACGAGGCUUUCGAAACAAUUAGAAGAAGCGAAAGAGUCUAAUAUAUCCAGUGAUCACAGCUUCUCUAAUAUACCGCGAGAAAACGUUAUCGAAAACCGUUUUCCACAUGACAUGUAUUUAUUAUCCUCAGAACUUCUAGAGGAGAGAACAAGUGCUGAAAUGAACGUAUCCGGGUUUGAUGAUAAUGCCAAUUCCACAAUAGGUUCCAUGUUAUUUUGA
Auanema sp. JU1783 is the source of this 1707-nucleotide messenger RNA. The record is from the annotation of a GenBank genome assembly. Lineage: Eukaryota; Metazoa; Nematoda; Chromadorea; Rhabditida; Rhabditidae.